AUGCCAGAAUGGCAAGUAUGGCAGAAACAGAUUCCCGCCUCGAUUUGGCAGCGGCAGAACUUGUCAACGGCACCGACGCCCGAGCAAGAACGUCAUGUAGUGCGCCAAAUUCAGAAAAGUCUGUCGCAGAAAUGGAGGCAUCUUAUAUCGUUGUACAAGUGCUCGCCCAUGAAAACCACAUUGACAUCGCUGGCCAUUCAUGUUCCGCUUUUUGUUGUGGUCUCUCUGUUACUGCGCCAAGGCGCCAUUCUGCCGGAUACACCCCUGGUACAAGAACUUGUUCCAUGGUGGUCGCCCAAUGAAGAGUUUGCUGCGCAAUCCGCUGCUACUCGUCAAGUUCUUAUGGACAAGGGAUUGGAUCCCAGCCUGGCAGAUCGCCUGACAAAGAUUGGUGGGCCAACAUUAGCCGAUCGCGACCCGACAUUCAUUAUGCCAUUGACUUGUGGCUCAAUCAACAUGAUCAAUGUGGAAUUGUCCACCUGGACAAGACUGCGUAGGCGAGCGAUGGAGGCCGCUAUGGGGCUCGCGCCUGGCCAAAACGAUGUGGAAGAGCCGCCUCGCGCUCGCAUUCUCUCGAAUAUGAUGCGUGUCGGUGCAAUUGCUUCGAUUCCUAUUGCGGCACAAAUGCCGUCCGUACUUCUUGUGUACUGGUGCACAUCCUCGUUGGUCACGCUCGUCCAAAAUGUGUACUUUGCACGCAUCGAUGCCAACGCGUAA
This is a messenger RNA of Malassezia pachydermatis, 717 nucleotides long. RefSeq names its product cytochrome oxidase biogenesis protein (oxa1 mitochondrial). The transcript has a single exon. Gene Ontology annotation, molecular function: membrane insertase activity. Gene Ontology annotation, cellular component: mitochondrial inner membrane. The record is from RefSeq and is a predicted model, not a curated record. The coding region runs from base 1 to 717 and encodes 238 amino acids. Gene Ontology annotation, biological process: protein insertion into mitochondrial inner membrane from matrix; mitochondrial respiratory chain complex IV assembly. NCBI's taxonomy places the organism in Eukaryota, Fungi, Basidiomycota, Malasseziomycetes, Malasseziales, Malasseziaceae.